AUGAGUAUGCUGACAGCAGAAGCCAAGACAGGGAAAGGAGACAGCAUAAAGGAGACAGGGAAAGGGACAUGGACAGGGGCAGAGACAGGGACAGGCACAGGGACAGAGACAGGGACAGGAAUAGAGACAGAGACAGGAGCAGAGAUAGGAACAGGGAUAGAGACAGAGACAGGAGCAGGGACAGAGACAGUCGAGAGCAUAGAAGACAUCGCUCUGCUCAUGAAAGGACAGCCUCCCCCGCAGACAAACAUAGCUCUGGAAGCCGUCAGCACAGAGAUGCAGAGCACCGUGCAGCACGGAAAGAGCCGCGGAGACACUCAGACUGGCCCGCAAGAGGGCCCCGGGAGACCUGAGAAGAUCAAUUUCGUAGAAGCCAUUCCCGGCUACGAAGAGAUGUCUGCUGGAGAACGCAUGAAGGCCCGCACAAAGCUGCUCCUGGCACGCACAAACAAGCAGGACAUAGACAGCAGACAACAGUGGACCCGUUUUGUUUUCAACAAGGAUGCCCUGCUGGAUGAGGAGGGUGCUCAGCCUGGUGAUGCAUUUGGAGGUGGAGCAAAUGCCGUCUCUUUGAAGGUGCCUGCUGCACAAGCGCGCCAAGAGGAGCGCAUCCUGAGCGCACAGGAGGCCCACGAGGCAUGUGCUUCCUCAAGAUCACUGCAAGUGAUAUAUGUGUGGCAAUGA
Messenger RNA from Coccomyxa subellipsoidea C-169, 684 nucleotides. RefSeq lists its product as hypothetical. The record is from RefSeq and is a predicted model, not a curated record. Gene Ontology annotation, cellular component: cytoplasm; nucleus. Gene Ontology annotation, biological process: alternative mRNA splicing, via spliceosome. The transcript is spliced from 4 exons. NCBI's taxonomy places the organism in Eukaryota, Viridiplantae, Chlorophyta, Trebouxiophyceae, Coccomyxaceae. Bases 1 to 684 code for a protein of 227 amino acids.